AUGUCGCUUGUCACAUCCGUCGCACUGUCUGGCUCCACAAUCGUCGGCGGUACUUCUAGCGGCGGCAUGGUCGUAUGGAAAAUGGGCACAAACGGCAACGUGACAAAGACCGCGACGAUCCCGGACGGUACGCAGAGCAAAAACGACGUCCGCGGGCUUUCCGGCUCCAUCGUCAUCCGGGGGACCGAGUACCCUGACACCAGCAUGUGGUACAGCCAGACGACUGACGUUUACGAAUUGGGUGACGAUGGCAGCUCUGCGCUCCUCAAGUCUAUUGCCGGGCAAGGCAAUGCCGCGAUCGACGGCGAUGUGAUCAUCACCAGCGAUCGGGACGAUGUUAACUCUUACGCACACGGCAAGGUGUUCCUUUACGAGGUGGGAGCACACAAAUACGAGAAUGUUACGCUGACUGGAGAAUAUCGGGGUCCAACACCCAGAGUGAACCUAGGACAGUACAUGGCACUCUCCGGCUCCACUGUCUUCGCCGCCGACAUUUAUAACUUACACGAGUUAGAGUAUAACCCGGGUGUCGGGAUAACAGAUGUCGGGUCCCCUAUCAAACUCCCUGGUAACUGGAAAAUAUUAUCAUUAGCUACAACCGGCUCCAUCACCGUCAUGUUGCUCUCCGACGGCCUCAAAGCUUAUGAAAAGCAAGCUGACGGCAGCAAGAAGGAGCAUGUACUCAUCUCGAAGGACUACGAGGCGUCCGAUUACUUCGGCUACUCCGUCGCGGUAUGCGGCUCCACCAUCGUCGUCGGCGCGAUAUAUGACGACGACAAGUGGGCCAACUCCGGGUCCGUGUACGUGUUCGAGAAGGACGCCGACGACGGCGCGUUCGUGCAGGUCGACAAGCUCACCGCGGCGGACGGCGCGGCGCAAGAUCACUUCGGCAAGUCCGUCGCGUGCGAAGGCUCAACCAUCGUUGUUAUGGCAAAAUCCGGUGUGUAUUUCUAUCGAAUGAACCGCGGAGUCGACAGCGCCGAUACUGUAUCGACGUCGGGCGAACAAAGCUCGACGUUCGAAGGCACCGCGAUCAUGCAAAAAAUCACGGAAUACGCGGCCGAGCACGACGAAGUGUUCGCGCAAAACCAAGCGUUGACGACGGAGGCCAUAGAGGUCCGCACGAAGCUCGCCAACCUGCGCGAGAAGCGCGAGGCGCUCAUCAACAUGACCGUGGACGACCCCCCGCUCCCCGUCAUCGACAUGAGCGCGCUCAGCGUGGACAACGUGACCGUCGGCGAGAACGCGACUUCCGGUCUCGGCGACGCCGCGGCGUCGACGUCGACGGACGCCGUGGACCUCGUCGCGGAGUUCCAGAAGGCGCACGACAAAGUCAUCGCAGACACCACGGAACUGCAAAAGGAGAUCGACUAUCUUCGCGUGAAGCGCGGCGAGAUCGUCGACCUGAUGGUCGGACACACGCCGGUCCCCGUCGUGGACUGCGGCUCGGACGCGUCAGCCGCCGCCGCCCGCGGCGCCGCGCUCGGCGAGACUCCCGCGACGAACUCGACGCUCAUCAUGGAAUACGUCGCGGAUUACCAAAAGAAGCACGACGAGGUCAUCGAGAAGACCAAGGUCGUGAAGGAAGAGAUCGCCCACGUGAACGCCAUUCGCGACAAGAUCAUCAAGUUGAAUCCCGCCAUCACCAUCGACGUGACCGGUCACGAAGCCACGACGGCGUCCGCGCUCGGGGCUGCGCUUCGAUUCUCGUCGUCCGCGGCUUUGCGCGUCGGCGCGCCCGCGCUCGCGCUCGCCGCCGUCGCCGCCGUCGCGGGCGCCGCGUUGAGCAAGUCUCGACUCGACCGGCGCCGCCGCGUCGGGGCGGACGAAGAGACGCUCCUCGUCGAGGGUACCAAGUACGGCGCCGUGCACGCGUGAGCGAACGACCACUGAGUAUUUGCGCUUCAUCGCGCGUGGCCUCCGGGUCGUGCGUGUGUACAUAUCUAAAACGGACGAGAGUGUGGAAGGGGUGACAUGAACAUGAGCCUGGCAAGGCGCCCUUAUAUAAGUAGCUCUACUUCGACGGGCGCGAAAGCGCGAAAGCGCGAACGCGUCGACCGUCAGUACCUCCGAGUCUAUCCUUAUAUAAUUGUACAUAGUAUGCAAUUUCAAUUAUUU
Molecule: messenger RNA, 2118 nt
Organism: Micromonas pusilla CCMP1545
Lineage: Eukaryota; Viridiplantae; Chlorophyta; Mamiellophyceae; Mamiellales; Mamiellaceae
Exons: 1
Coding region: 1-1878 (625 amino acids)
Source: RefSeq, a predicted model, not a curated record